GCGCGCAGCCUCCCGGGAAAGCCGACGGCGGCGGCUCCCAUCGCCCGGUUGCGCGCGGAGAGCGGCAGGCGGCACAUGGCCGCGCUGGCGCCGCCGCCCGGCCGGGAGGCCGCCGCCGCGGGCACGGCGGGCGGCGGGCUGGCCGAGGGGCUGGUGAGCGCUGUGGAGGCUGGCGUGGGCCCAGAGCAGGACGUGGCCGCCUACCUCAGACACAGCCUGCUGCCCGUGCUGGGCCCUGCCAUCGAACAGCUCCUGCACCACAUCCACGACUCCGGUGAGCUGCAGAGGGCGCUCAAGGAGCUGGCGGCCGCGGAGAAGCAGCGGUCGCAGAGGAAAACCGCGCAGGCGUCCGAGGCGGCCGCCGACAGGGCGGCCGCGGAGGACAGGGCGGCACUGGACGGCUCCCCGCCGGAGGAGGCGGCUGCCACCGGCGAGAAGGGCGGCUCGCCCCGGACCAGCAAGGGGCGCCGCAGCAGCCGCGGGGACGCCUCGGCGAGGCCGAACAGCAAGGGACGCCAGAGCCAGGAGCCGCCGCCGCAGGAGGAGAAGGAGGAGGAGGUCGAGCUCUUCGACCCCCUGGUCUGGCUCUCCGAGCGGCUCCGCGAGUCCGCCGCCGGCCCCACGGAGCUGUACCGGGAGCGGAUCGAGCAGCGGGUGAUCCAGCACAUCCUGCGAGUCCGAGAAGGCGAUCCUCGAAGGCAACGAGGAGGAGGACGGCGCUGCCAGCCGCGGGCUGCCGAAGCCCCCCGUCGAGGAGGAGCCCGCCGCUGGACCGGCGCUCGUCGUCCCCUAGGCCGCGCGAGCUGGGACGGCCAGGAGCCUCCUUGGGCGGGCGCCGUCGUGCGAUUGGGCGUGCCGUGCCCGCACCGUGGGUGCGGCCUGAGGGGCGCCACCUCCGCCUUGCCCGAUCGCGAUUGGCGCGGGAGCUGGCAGCACUCGCUCGAUACGUGGUACUUCUGCCGCCAGCAGCGGGCCAUGGUGCGAGCCGUUCCAGUGCGCGUGCUCUCGCUCUCUGGGAAGACCAUCCUCGCGAGCCACUUCCACCCCGACUGGGCCCUCGGCCAGCUCGGGCCCCUUGUCGAGGGCACGCUCCUCCACCGUGUGCCGGGCGCCACCGAGGAGCACGAGGUGCGGCUGCUGGUUGGCCCCAGCGCAGCCGGCGAAGUCCUGCCGCACCCGGCGGAGGCGCUGGACGCGGACACGUCCGUGGCGCAGAUUGCGGGGCGCUUUCCAGGCCGGGGCUCGGUGACGCUUGUCGCAGUGGUCUGUCAUAAUGCCAACCGAAUGGAGGAAUUUGAACGAGAUGCCCAGCAGCUCGUCGAGAUGACCCCUGAGCUCUUUCAAGACGAGCGGAUCCAAGAGUGGGCCAUUGCGUUCUACCGCCUCGUGGAUACGUACCAGGCCUCGCUGGAGCGGCUGCUGCACCGCGCAGUGAAUGACACCACACACGGCACCCCCAUCGCACACGACUCCCUUCCCCGUGCUCUCGAGCUCGUUCGACAGGUUGCGUGGGACAUUCGCGAAGUCUUGCCAGGGCAUGCUCCCCGGCACGCGUUCUUUGCGGUGUCCGAGGCGUUGUGGGUUGCUCUCUUCAGCGGCUCCCUCCGCACCGCGGCCUGA
Prorocentrum cordatum is the source of this 1620-nucleotide messenger RNA. Lineage: Eukaryota; Dinophyceae; Prorocentrales; Prorocentraceae. The record is from the annotation of a GenBank genome assembly.